AUGGAUAGAGAGCAAGAAGAGAUGCAAUUUCUAGGCCUUUUCGACAUCUAUAUCGAAUCCUACAAGGUGAUCUACAGAUGUAGGAAGAUUUUCAGCCAGAUCGCCUUAUCUCUCGUUCUCCCUCUAGCCAUCAUCUUCUUAGCUCAAAAGGAAGUCUCCCAACUCAUCUUCUCAAACCUCCGCCACACCGAGUCCCAGCUCGAGAAUUCCCAGCCAGGCUCCCCACGCUACCAGCGCCUCUCCGACCACCUCACCUCCGACUUCGCCGCCCUCCUGCUCUUCAAGUUCGCUUACUUCACCUGCCUCCUCGUCUUCUCCCUCCUCUCCACCUCCGCCGUCGUCUACACAGUCGCCUGCGUCUACACCGCCCGCGACCUCUCCUUCAAAAAGGUCAUCAGCGUCGUCCCCAAGGUCUGGAAGCGGUUGAUGGUCACUUUCCUCUCCACUUUCCUCGUUUUCUUUGUUUACAACUUCCUUGCCGCCUCAGCCUUCGUGAUAUGGAUUUUCCUCGCCCUGAGCUUCCGCGUCUUCGCAGAUAUCCCCCUGUGGGUCGGCGUCGCCGUGUACACCGUCGGAUUCCUCUACAUGUCCAUCAUCUGGCAACUGGCUAAUACCGUCAGCGUUCUAGAAGAUUCCUACGGGUUUAAAGCCAUGUCCAAGAGCAAACAGCUUCUGAGAGGAAAGAUGGUUUUAGGCGUAGUGUUCUUCCUCAAGCUUCACUUUGCUCUCUUCCUCGUAAACCUAAUCUUCAAGAGGUUCGUCGUGAACGGGUGGGACUUCCAUUUGGGGAUGGUGGGUCGGGUCGGGGUCGGGUUGCUGUGCCUCCUGGUACUAUUCAAGUUGGUUGUGUUUGGGUUGGUUACGCAAACUGUGAUUUACUUUGUUUGCAAGUCAUACCAGCAUGAGAACAUUGACAAGUCAGCGUUGUCGGAUCAUCUUGAGGUUUAUUUGGGAGAGUAUGUUCCUCUCAAGUCCAAGGAUGUUCAGCUGGAGCAAUAUCAAGUUUAA
This is a messenger RNA of Ipomoea nil (Japanese morning glory), 1008 nucleotides long. RefSeq lists its product as uncharacterized. The record is from RefSeq and is a predicted model, not a curated record. The transcript has a single exon. Lineage: Eukaryota; Viridiplantae; Streptophyta; Magnoliopsida; Solanales; Convolvulaceae. Bases 1 to 1008 code for a protein of 335 amino acids.